AUGUUUUUAAAAUCAUUUGUAUUUUUUUUAGUCCAUAUUUUUAUCACAUGUAGAAAAUGUAAUUCUUAUUUUUUAAAAAAGAAACAUUUUGAAAACUUGUUUUUUGUAAAUCGGAAUAUAAAAGAUUGUAAUAAGAAUGACAAGAAAAAAAAGGUGGUCAAAAUAUAUGGAAAUAAAAAAAGAAGAACGGGUGUGUCCUACUUUCCUCUGAAAUUUAUAGAAACAAAUAGGAAUGUUAAUUUGAAUGAAAGAUUUUAUAGGAAAUCCGUUAAGAGAUGGGUUAAGAAAAAAGAGAUCUAUAAUUCUACAAGAAUUUUUUUUUUUAAGUCUAAUGUGAGUUUUGCACAAGGAGGGCACACACCUCCCUCGCGAGAUGAUAACGAGGAUCGCCAUGUCUGCACUGUGAAUAGAAAUGGGUGUGGCAGAAAUGGUUGUGACAUGAAUCGGUGUGGCAGAGACCUGCGUUUGAGAAGUAUGUGGAGAUGUUCUAGUGAAUGUAUCGGGAGCAGGCUGAGGAGUAGGACCAUCACGUGCAGAGGUUGUAGAAAAGGAAAAAAAGAACUAUUCGCAAGCGAAUUUGAAAAAGCAUUUAAAGAAAAUUUUAACGAAAGUGAUAGGUUGAAGAAAAGCGAAUUAGUGUCUAUAUUAGCGUGCAUUUGCACAAAUAUCGUUAUUGAAUUUUUAAAGAUUAAGGAAGAAAAGAAGACAGAAAAUAUUGAUUACUCCUUUGAUUAUAGUCUUAUGAACAUCCUGAAGUUGGUUAAUUUUGAAUAUGAUGUGAAUGCAGAACUUAAGAAGAAAAGAAGAAAAAAGAAAAAGGAUUUAAAUAAAAGAAAAUUUAAAGGGGGUGAAGAAAAUGAACUUUUGUACGAAGAGACAGAGGAAAAUGUAAAUAUAAAUAUUGACAAUAAAAAUUCCAAAGAAGAAAAUGAAAAAUUAGAUGAGUAUAUCAAAAUGAUGGAAUUUAAUACUUUGGAAAUUAAACAUAUCAAACCGUAUAUCGAUUUGUUCUUUGGAAAAAAUAUGUAUGAGACUGUAUUUGUUAAGAACAAUAUUGACAUACAAAAAAUAUAUGACACGUUAAAUAUAGCCCUUUUUGAAAAAUGUAAUGAAAAAGAGAAUGUUAUGGAAUUGCAGAAGUUUGUAGAACACGAGGAGCGAAACUUGCACAAGAAUAAAAAAGUUCAUGUCAGGAAUGCCUCCAAAUCGUUUGAUGAUUACAUGACAGAUUUAAGCGAGUUGGAAGAGAGGAGGGAUGUAAACGCUGUAGAAAGGAUCCUGUACAAUGGUGAGAACACAGCUGCACAUCAGACAGAAGAAAAGAAGAAAAAAAAAAAUAAGAAAAACAGGGAAAUGGAAAAACAUUUGGGGAGAAGUAGGAAAAGGGAAAGCCAUAGUUUUGGAGGAGACAUAGGGGAAGUUCAGGAGGAUGAGAUGAACGAUGAAUGGAGUGGAUCGGAUGACGAUUGGAUUUUACCCGGAGAUGAUAACAGCGAUGAGAGAGGAGGAAGUGGUGGAGGUGGUGGAAGUGGCAGAAGUGGUGAAAAUGGAGAAAGUGGUGGAAGUGGCAGAAAUGGUGAAAAUGGAGAAAGUGGUGAAAAUGGAGAAAGUGGUGAAAAUGGCAGAAGUGAUGAAAAUGGAGAAAGUGGUGAAAAUGGCAGAAGUGAUGGAAGCGGAGGAGAUAGGCAUGCAACACAAGGUAUGAACUGUAGGAACGAAAACCAUGAGAAGCAAGAAGAAAUCUCUGCGAGUGAAGAAAACACAGAAAUGGGGAACACAAAGAGAUAUGAAAAAUUAUCGGGUAAAAAGGAAGAGAAAGAACAGGAGGAGGAUGAGGACAGAGUUAAAUUAGAAAUUCUGAAUUGUAUUUCAUGUGAAGUAUUUAAUAAUGAAGAAGCAAAUGAUAAUGAUGAUGAUGAUGAUGAUGAUGGUGGGGUAAGAGGAAAAGAGAAAAUUGAAAAAAGGGAUGACAACAGUAUCAGGGAAGAAGGUACGAAGGGUGAUACUAGUGGAAACAUCAUUUUGAUAAAAUUUGUAUAUGACAAUAAGUAUACAUGUGAAUUUCGAACCGAUAUAGGUGUGGUAGCAUAUGAGGUAUAUGGAAUGAGUAUAUCAGAUGAGUUAAAGGAAAGCAUGAAAAGAAUAUAUAUUAAUAGUAGUGAUAGUAAAGUGUGUCUUGGGGAUGAUUUGUUGAAAGGUAGUUCGUUUGAGGAAUUAUUUAAAGAUAUAAACUUUGAAGAACUUUAUGAGAUGCCUUAUAAGAACCGAUUUUCAAGAAAACAGAAAAUCAUUAAAGAAAUGAAUAAAAAAAUAAUAGGUAGUGAAGAUUUAGAAGGAAUUGAUAUGCAUAGAUUACUUUAUGGUUAUUUAAAAGUAUGGGAAGAAGAUUUACAUUGUUAUGAAUUAAAUAAAGUAGAAAUAAAAGACUUGGAGCAAUACAAAGAAAAGGUGAGAAAAGAAAAAAAUGAAGGAAAUAAUACAAGUGAAAAAAUGAAAUACAAUUUUUUGCACAAUUAUAAAGAACAUAAUAAAAGUGUAGAUAUACUAAUUGAUAGUGAUAUUUACAAAGAAAUUGUUAGUAGGGAAAAUGGUAAAACGAAUAAGAAUAUUUAUGAAUUGAGUAAGGAAGGAGAUUUUUUGAAAUAUGACUAUAUUUCUUUUAAUUUGAAAUUAUUUAUUAAUAAUAGGAAAGAAAUUAAUAACUAUGAUGAUUUAGUUAGGGUGCUAGCAUGUACAAAUUCCAAUUUAAGUAGAAUCAUAUUGAAUCGUUUGAAUAAAAUAAAGGAAGAUUUCUUUUUUGUCUCCAUUGAGGAGUUUUUAAUGAAUCACCCUUUUGAUGAAGAGGACGAAAUUUUUAGCUUCAACAAAAUUAUGCACAGAUGUAUGGUUGAGAGUAGAUAUUAUUCUCUUUUUCCAAAUUCAGACUAUAGAAGCAAAGGGGGGAAAAAAAACAAUUUCAAAUUGUUUUACUUUUAUGAUGGUUUAUCAGAUGGUAAACGCGAGAGGAAUUUAUUCCAAACGGUUAGGGAGCGCAACAUUUUCUGCACCAGGGGAGAGAGAAGGGGCGAGCCAAAACAGGGAGAGGCCAAACAGGGAGAGACCAAACAGGGUGAGGCCAAACGAGGUGAAGAAAAAAAGAGAAAAAAAGACAACAUUAGGAAUGGCUACCCAAGAAGUAGUGUUCAUAACGAGGAAGACACGCUUAGUGACGAGAUAGAUGCAGAUUUGUUCCAUUUUGAGAAAAUAGAUAAUAUUAUUGGUUUAAGUGAGGAUAGGUGCGAAAGGAAGGACAGUAAAAACGGAGGGAUUUGGGCUGAUAAUAAUAUGGAAUAUAAUAAGAGUACUACCAUAAAGGGUAAGGAAAAAAAUAAAAACGAAAAGAUACAAAUUGGAGAUAAAGGUACCACAAACAAUGAGAAAAACAAUAAUUAUUUAGAAAAAGUUUUAGAGAAAGAGAAAAUAUCAAAGGAUUUUUUAAGUUUAGAGAAAAUGGAUGAUAAUGUAAAAAAACAUAUUAAUGUGAUAAAUUAUGAAGAAGCCUUCAAACAGUUGAAGAACGAGUUAAAGAGUAAAUCAAAACAGAACAAACAGGUCGUUGGAAAAAAGGACAACAUUGCUAAGGAUGACAUUUCAGUAGAUGCAGGAUUGAGCGAUAUGGAUGAAAAAGAAAUUGAAAGAGAAAUUAAAAACAUUUUAAGGAAUAAGAAUCCCAAUGCAGGAGAAAAUCAGUUGCAUCAAUUUGAAGAGAAAAAACAAGUAGAUGAAGAAAAAUUGGGUGACAAAAAAGAAAAUGAGAAACAUGUUGAAGAAAAAAAAAAAAUUGAGGAAUUUUUUAAAAAUAUGAAUGUUGAAGUUAAAUUAUCAAAGAGCACAUGCGUGGGGUGUGGAAUACCCUUUCAAUCAAAGGACCAAAAGAGGUUCGGUUUUUUGAAAGAUCACGUGUUUGAUAGGGUGGUAAAUAAAGGGGAAGGACACGAGAGGAGUGACAUACUACGUGAUAUUUAUGACGAAGAAGAGGUGGAGAAGGGAACAGAUGUGGAGAAGGAUGCAAAGGAGGAGUGGAAGAUCGAUGUGGAUGACAGUGAGAAUGCACUUGGGAAUUCGCGAGGAGAUGAAGAAAUGUAUAAGGAAAAUGUUUUGGAGGAAAGGAGUAGGAAUAUAGUUGAUGAGAUGGAAAUAAAUAAGAAAAGUGAAGAAGACGAUAGUAAAUCGAAGGAAGAAAAAAGAAACGAGAUUGAGCAUACGUUUAGUUCGAGGGGAAGUGCAGAGAGAGCUUUAGAAAGGUGUAUUAUUAUGAAAGAUAAGUAUGAAAAAAGAAGAAUGGAUGAAAUGAAAGUGGAAGAAGCGAGUGAGGAAAAGGUGUACCUGUGUGAAAGAUGUUUCAACUUAAAAUAUAGAAAUGAAAUAAGCAACAACUUAAUAAUUAAUUAUAGAAAUAAUAAUGAAAUUAGUGCACUUGAUUUCGAAAAGUAUGUUAUAAAUAUUUUCAAAAAGAGAUGUUGUAUUAUUUACAUCGUUGAUAUAUUAGAUUUGUACAUUUAUUCGAAUUUGAAAAAGUUGAUUUCUUUAUAUAAGAAGAUGCACUCAGAUAAAAGUAAGAUAGAAGGAUUUUACUUUUGUGUAAAUAAGGUUGAUCUAUUACCUGAUCAUAGAGAAUUCACUGUUAAGAAUUACGUGUAUAAUUUUUUAAGAAGCAACAAAAUAAAUGUGCUUUUUAGGAAUAUAUUUUUGGUUAGUGCCAAGACGGGGUUCAACGUGAAGAAGCUUCUUUAUACUGCUUAUGUUAGAAGCAGGAGCGUUCUUAAGAGGAAGAAAAAGAGGGGUAAACGAAUGGGGUUCCAAUUGGAAGGAAGCGAGCGUGAAGCAUACAGUGGUGAUGAAGAGGAUGGUGAAGAGGAUGAUGAAGCAUGCAAUGGUGAAGAGGACGAUGGUGAUGUGGAGGAUGAUCUGAAUGGAGAAAAUCCUAACUAUGGAGAAGACUGGGAAUGGGAAGAAGCUCUGGGAGAUAAGAACCAUGUGGAGAGGAGGAAGCACAGUUUUGAAGAGGAUCCAUUAGGAAAAAUUGCAGAAAAGAAUAAUAAAUUUUUCAUAAAACAUUUGAACAUUUAUAUUAUAGGAAAUGCCAAUAGUGGGAAAUCCUCCCUGAUAAAUUACAUACUUAAAAAUGUAAAAAAAAAGGACAAUAGAAAUAUUCAAAUUAGCAAUAGUAUUAUUCCAGGAACAACUCUAAAGAAUAUACAAAUAAAAUUAAAUAAAAAUAUAACCAUUAAUGACACCCCUGGAAUUAUUUCAAGUAAUUCCAUUUUGUCAUAUCUGAACUAUGAUGAAAUGAAAUAUGUGGUUUGUACAAAAUUGAAGAAGAAAGUAUCAGCAAUAUAUAUAAAUAAAAAUGAUUAUAUUUUUAUUGGUGGGCUUUUAUAUAUUCAUAUUUUAGAUAUUAAAAGGUUUUAUUGUAUCAUGUCUUUUUUUAUAUCAGAAAAAAUUCCUAUUAUAAAAAGAAAGAAUUUUUCAAAGGAUGCAACUGACUUUUUAAGGAAAAAAAUAAAAACUGGAUUUAUUUAUCCCCCGUUCUCAGUUGAAAGAUUUGACCAAUUAAGAGAUUUCAAAAAGUGUUAUUUUAACAUAACAAGCCCGUGCGUUAAUAGUGAUAGUGGCAGUUAUGACAUACAUGUACAAGGUUUGGGGUGCAUUACAUUUUACUCCUUUGAAAGUAUUGAAUUUAAUUUGUAUACAUUUAAAAAUGUGGAUGUCGUUUCCAGGCCUUCCUUAAUGCCAUAUCAUAGGAAGUAUGGGAAGUUGAACAUUUCGAAUAAGGAGUUGUAG
Messenger RNA from Plasmodium gonderi, 5823 nucleotides. RefSeq lists its product as hypothetical. Gene Ontology annotation, molecular function: GTP binding. The record is from RefSeq and is a predicted model, not a curated record. NCBI's taxonomy places the organism in Eukaryota, Apicomplexa, Aconoidasida, Haemosporida, Plasmodiidae. Gene Ontology annotation, cellular component: mitochondrion. The transcript has a single exon. The coding region runs from base 1 to 5823 and encodes 1940 amino acids.